This is a messenger RNA of Arvicola amphibius (Eurasian water vole), 2091 nucleotides long. RefSeq names its product schlafen family member 12-like. The record is from RefSeq and is a predicted model, not a curated record. The transcript is spliced from 2 exons. NCBI's taxonomy places the organism in Eukaryota, Metazoa, Chordata, Mammalia, Rodentia, Cricetidae. Bases 5 to 1507 code for a protein of 500 amino acids.
ACCGAUGAAUCACAGGUUCUCCAAAACUGAAAUCAGUACUGAGAGUGGAGGAAUCCACCCAUCCCACAAAGAUCCACAAAGAGGAAAGUUUAGCGCAACCACAAGCACUGAAAUUUGGCAUUCUCAAAUCCAGUUGCUGAGGAAAUCUCCUGACAGCCACCAAGCUCCUGCGGUGGGAGUCUGUCCCAGGCUUGAACUUCCUGUUUCGUCCAGCAGGUGUCCACAGCACAGCCAACUCACAGUAGGCAUCAAGCAGGAGAGAGAUUCAUUGGAACAGCUUCAUAGGAAAGAAUUUCAGUCUGGGAACAGAAUGGCUCUGGUGGAAGAUAACAUCACCAUCGAUCCUGAAAGCACCUCCACUGAGCUUGUUCUAAGUAUAAGAGAAGUCGCUGUUGAAAUAAAAAGUAAGAAGGAAAUGAAAAAACAAAAGGAGGAAAUGCAUAGAAGCAUUUUACGUGCUGUGUGUGCUCUGCUGAAUUCCCAAGGAGGCAAGAUCAGGGCUCAUAUUGAAAAUCAAGAACGUAAUUACAACAAACACGUAACAAAAGAUUUGGAGACCUCUUUCAAGGCUUUUCUGCCACUUGCUCAGAACCACCUAGACUUCAAACAGGAAGGACGUUGCUUUGUCAUCUCUGUGAAAUCAUGCAGUUUGGAUAACUCUGGUUUGAAGCCUGCCACCAUUGCAACCAAGUUGUACUUGAGAAACGGGACCUCCUGUGUUCAAAUGGACUUGUGUACUGCUCUGCAAUUUUUCAAAGACCUGGAAGACCCUGGAUUGAGAUCUCCAAUGAAAACAAUGUUCUUUAACAAAAGGCCUGGGGAAGAUGUGCGAGAACUCUGCAUCCACAAACAAGAGCUCCAUGUGCAAGAAGAGCUCCACGCGCAAGAAGAGCUCCACGCGCAAGAAGAGCUCCACGCGCAAGAAGAGCUGGAUGUGCAAGAAGAGCUGGAUGUGCAAGAAGAGCUGGAUGUGCAAGAGCUGGCUGCGGCUUUUUUUAACCAGGCAGAAGUCACAGAAGAAAAAUUCUCCUUUAGUGAAUCCAAAAAUGUUGAAUACAAAUCAUUCAAAACAAAAAAGUUGGUACAACGAGUUAAGGAUAUUCUCCCUAAAACUGUGUCUGCAUUUGCCAACACCGACGGAGGAUAUUUGUUCAUUGGUUUAGAUGAAGAAGAAAAGCAAAUAGUUGGUUUUAAAGCAGAGAAGAGUGAUCUUGAGAAUCUAGAGAGUGAAAUAGAGAAGUACAUCCGAAAGCUGCCUGUCAUUCACUUCUGUGAGAAGCAGGAGAAGAUACAGUACACAUGCAAAUUCAUCCCAGUCCUCAGACCAGGAGCUGUGUGCUCAUAUGUGUGUGCACUCAGAGUGGAGAGAUUCUGCUGUGCUGUGUUCACUGAAGCGCCCGAGUCCUGGCACGUGGAAGACAGCUGUGUGAAGAGGUUUACCUCAGAGGAAUGGGUCAAGAUCUUAAUGUCUAGCAGGCCAGGGUCAGGAAGGGGGAUUAACAAUUAGAAUACAUUUAGCUUGGGAAGUUGGAAGAAGCCACCUCUGCUCCUGUGUAAAGACAGCGCAACAUCUCCCACCUGAGCUCCACUUCAGGCAGUAGGCAUUUCUUUGAGUAGUCUGUGCCUCGGUCGUUUGCUGUUUCUCUCCCCACCUUUUCCCAUUGACUCUUCUCCCUGAGCUGUCCUCCCUUCCAGUCACAUUAUUAGACAACACAGAGCCCUAGAGUUUUUGAUGAAAAAAGUACCUUGGGUGUGUCAGGUUUGCAAAAGAAAAACCUCCACUGGGGCCAGAGCAGCACCAGCAACCCGGAGUCUGCGCAGUUCCCAACAGCUACUGCCAUCUCCUCCCAAGCUCACCAUUGCUUCACCAGCCUCCCACCUUCUUUUCCACAGCUUCUCAAUAAAUACAUAGAUCCACAAAUAAAAACCUCAGCAAUGUGCUCCCAGGAAACAGUCUUCUUGUUGUUGCAUUUGCUGAUACUCCUGGCACUGCUGUGGCCUCCGCCAGGCUGGGCACCGACUGGGCUGAAGCAAUGUGCCUUCCACUACAGCCACCUACCAAAGCUCUGCUCCAGCUGCCUUCUAGCCCCA